AUUUCUCAUUCACUCAGCGCUAUCUGACGCUGUCCUUCUCUCUCUCACUCUCUCCUCGGAAUCUUGUCUUUUUUUUCUCCACAGAAAACAUGCAGGGAGGAGAGGAGGAGGAGAAAAGAAGAAACGCGUUGGAGGCGACAAGAGAGAGAGGAAGCAGCAGAGAAAGUUGGUAGAGAGGAGCGAGAGGAGAGGAGAGGGGUCGACCAGAUGGGAGGAAGGAAGGAAAGGAUCUCUCCGCGGGCUCAAGUGCGCGAUUAAAGGAUCCUGCAUAAAUAAACAAAUAUAUGAAUCAAAGCCUAUAAUAAAAAAAGUGGAGUUCCAGGCGCGCCGCCGUGUUGCGUGGACGCGGACGAGAAGACAGUGGCGGUGCGCGCCGCCUGCAACACUCCUGUCUUUCUCCCUCUCUGGAUUUUACUCCUCAUGUUCUUCAAACUCUCGGUGAGGUUCACUAACUUUUGAGGUCGGCGUCUGAAAAACUUUCCCCUCCCCUCGUCCUUUCAAUUCACGCGCUCCCCGGAAAAGAAAAAGAAGCUCCGGGGUGGAAGCAGAGGAAGGAAGAGCAGUUUUUUGUUCCUUCCGAGGAGUCCAGCUCGCCUUAGCCGGGGUUUAGGCGUUGGCACCCGGGCAGGGAGUCCCUCGCCAUGGCCGGGGCCAAGCCGGGAGUCCACGCGCUGCAGCUCAAACCCUUGUCCGUCCAUGAAGCGCUGAAGAAGGGGGGCAAAUUCAUCAAAUGGGACGAGGAACCCAACAGUGGGCCCCCCACCCUGGUAACCCUGAAAGUUGACCCAGAUGGAUUCUUCCUGUACUGGACUGGAGGGUCCAACCUGGAGGUGGAGCUCCUUGACAUCAGCACCAUCAGGGACACCAGAACAGCAAAAUACGCCAAACUACCAAAGGACCCGAAGCUGCGGGAGGUGCUUGGCUUCGGCAAGGGUGACAAUGUCGAAGGGAAGCUGGUAACUGUCGUCCAUGGCAAUGACCUGGUCAACAUCUCCUUCCACAACUUCCAGGCGAUGCAGGAAGAUACAGCCAAGAUUUGGACAGAUGAGCUGUUCACUUUGGCCACAAACAUACUUUCCCAGAAUGCAUCACGGCACACGUUCCUCCUCAAAGCGUACACUAAGUUAAAGCUGCAGGUGAAUCAGGAUGGGAAGAUUCCCGUGAAGAAUAUUCUCAAGAUGUUUUCGGAUAAGAAGAGAGUGGAGACGGCUCUGGAGCAGUGUGGCCUCGUCAAUAACAGGUCAGAGGGAAUCAAGCCAGAUGAUUUCACGUGGGAGGCCUUCCAGAAGUUUCUCGACACCCUCAGUCUCCGGCCUGAGAUACAAAGCAUCUUUGAGGAAAGUGGCUCCAAGAGGAAGCCAUUCAUCUCUCUGGACCAGUUCAUGGACUUCAUUAACCGCAGGCAGCGAGACUCCAGACUGAACGAGGUGCUGUACCCCCCGCUGAAGAGAGAGCAGGUCCGACAGAUCAUGGAGAAAUAUGAGACCAACGCCAGCCAGCUGGAGAGAGACCAGAUCAGUUUGCAGGCUUUCAGUCGGUACCUGGGAGGAGAGGAAAACACCAUCGUACCUCCUGAGAGGCUGGACCUCAUCGACGAUAUGAACCAACCGCUGUCCCACUACUUUAUCAAUUCCUCGCACAACACAUACCUCACAGUGGGUCAGCUGACCGGUCUGUCGUCAGUGGAGAUGUACAGGCAGGUGCUGCUGACCGGCUGUCGCUGUGUAGAGCUGGACUGCUGGAAAGGCCGGCCGCAAGAUGAGGAGCCCUACAUCACCCACGGAUUCACCAUGACCACUGAGAUCCCAUUUAAGGAGGUGAUCGAGGCGAUAGCAGAGAGUGCUUUCAAGACCUCACCAUACCCCCUCAUCCUGUCCUUUGAAAACCACGUAGAUUCGGCCAAGCAACAGGCCAAAAUGGCAGAGUACUGCAGGACCAUCUUUGGAGAUGCCCUGCUCAUCGAUCCCCUAGAGAAAUAUCCGCUGGACCCCGGUCAGCCCCUCCCCUCACCGCAGGAGAUGAUGGGGAAGAUUCUCAUCAAAAACAAGAAGAAACACCACCACCACCGACCCUCGAGUAGUGGCAGCAUACGACGCAGAGAGCUGGAGGAGCAGUCGUCGCCCAACAACGACUGCCCUCUGACAGAUGGUGAGGGAAGCCAGCUCCUGUCUAACGGGGAGGAGAAGCUGGCUGAGAGGAUGGUCAAAGACUCGGAGCCUCGUAAAUCCAUUGGAGGUGAGGGAGAAAGUGAGGAGGAUGAGGAGGACGAACCAGCGGCAGAGUUGAAAAAGCCAAACUCCGAUGAGGGUACAGCCAGCAGUGAGGUGAACGCCACAGAGGAGAUGUCGACUCUUGUCAACUACAUUGAACCUGUCAAAUUCAAGAGCUUCGAGGUGGCGAACAAGAGGAGGAAGUACUUUGAAAUGUCGUCUUUCGUGGAAACGAAAGGCAUGGACACCCUGAAGAGCUCCCCCAUCGAGUUUGUCGAGUACAAUAAAAAUCAACUAAGCCGAAUCUAUCCUAAAGGAACAAGGGUUGACAGCUCCAACUACAUGCCUCAGCUCUUCUGGAAUGUCGGUUGCCAGAUGGUGGCGCUAAACUUCCAGACCCUGGACCUCCCUAUGCAGCUGAACAUGGGUGUGUUCGAGUACAACGGCCACAGCGGCUACCUGCUGAAACCUGAGUUCAUGAGAAGGACGGACAAACACUUUGACCCUUUUACAGAAAACAUAGUGGACGGUAUAGUCGCCAAUACCAUCAAAAUUAGGGUGAUGUCAGGUCAGUUCCUGACUGAUAAAAAGGUCGGUGUGUACGUGGAAGUGGACAUGUUUGGCCUUCCUGCUGACACCAAGAGGAAGUACAGAACCAAAACGUCCAAUGGGAACUCUCUGGACCCUGUGUGGGACGAUGACAUGUUUGUUUUUAAUAAGGUGGUCCUCCCUACACUGGCCUCUCUGAGGAUAGCAGUGUUUGAAGAAAACGGCAAGUUUAUUGGACAUCGGAUCCUCCCUGUGUCAGCCAUUAGACCUGGCUACCACUACAUCAACCUGAAGAAUGAACUGAACCAGCCCCUCCUGCUGCCCUCGCUGCUGGUUUACACUGAAGCUCAGGACUACAUCCCCAAUGAACACCAGGAAUACGCAGAGGCUCUGACCAACCCCAUUAAGCACAUCAGUCAAUUGCACAAGAGAGAGACACAGCUGGCUGUUCUCAUAGAGGACAACAGUGAGCCUGUCCCUAACCAUCCCAAAGAGGGAGAGACCAAGGGAGAGUGUGAAGUCAUUCCAGGUGGUCGACUCUCCUCCCCCUUCCACACCCUCCCCCCCUGCUCACCGGACGAAGCCCCUGACAUCCUCAAAGUACCUGCACCAGCACCAAAUCAGAAGGAAGACCUCAUAGCCACUGUGCUGGCAGACAUCCAGGCCCAGUCUAUAGAGGAACUGAGGCAGCAGAAGAGUUACAUGAAGCUGCUAAAGAAACAAAGCAAAGAGCUCAAAGAGAUGCGUAAGAAACAUCUCAAGAAGGUGUGGAAUCUGAGCAAGGAGCAGAAGAGUCGGACUAGCCAGCUUCAGUCUGACACCCAGAGGAAACGCAGUCAGAUGGAGAAGCACCUCAAACGUAGCAUCAAGAAAAACGAGCCCUAUGAGCCAGUGCAACGUGAGCUGACGGCGCUGGAUCAGGAGCUUGAGAAGCAGACGGUCCAGCUGAGGGAAUGGCAGAUGCAAGAACUGCUGAAGCUCCGACAGCAGCUCCACUCGCUGGAGAGAGAGAAGCAACAAACACACCUGCAGGAGGCCUUCCAGAAGUUAAAGGAGACGGCCAGUGAAUGCCAAGCAGCUCAGCUGAAGAAGCUCAAGGAGACGUGUGAGAAGGAGAAGAAAGAGCUCCAGAAGAUCCUGGACAGGAAGCGUCAGAACAGCAUCAGUGAAGCCAAGAGCCGCGACAAAGACAAGGCUGAAACGGACCUGAAUGAGAUCAACAGGAAACAUAUUCAAGAUUCUGUCUCCCUAAUCCGUGGGCUGGAGGAGGCUCAGACCAGGAGACAGGAAAAGCUAACACUGAGACAACGGGAGGUGCUGCAACACUUAGAUGAUGAACUUCCACAGCUCCAGUCUCAGCUGGAGAGGGACCUGGAGCAGGAGCAUCAGCGACUACCAGAGGAAAUCUGCGAGCACCUUCAGCUGGAGCUCCAAAACAAAGGUCUCCGAAAAGACGCCCUGUUCUCGCCCUUGUCCAAUCACAGCAGCCCCAGCUCCGGCUCGGGUCCACCCUCCAACUGCUCCACGCCCUCGUACCCGUCGACGCCCAAUCGGAGCAGCUGGAACAGGAGCAUGGACAAUAGCAUGGCCUCACUGGCAGAUUCCACUUCCUCGUCCACCACUCCCGUCCUGUCAGAGGCGGAGAUGUCGUUCAGUUAAAACUAUUACUUGUAAAAAAGAAAAUACAUACAGUACAUUCAACUGGGGUCUAUAAUGAUUAUAAUGUGGGAUAGUAAUGAUAUUAAUUAUUUACUAAUUUUAUUCCUUUUUUAUUACAGACUGUUUUUGUUCUUGUCUACAGAGCUAUAUUAUUUUUUAUUUUGCUGUUUUUGUCAGAUGCACAUCAUGACUUUUGUUGGAAGAUUUCAUAAGAAUCAUAACCAAACUUUUUUUUUUUAACCUUUUUUACAUUUUGUCUCUGUCUUUUUAACGUCAUGUUCUUUGAGAUCUUUUUCUUAGCAUUGUUUCCAUGUUUGUCUGCUCAGUAAGUGUUGCUGUGGUUUAUCGCCACACCACGAGCUUCAUGUUCACACUGUUUUUACGAAAGCUUUCUGUUUGUAACAGCUUUAACAACUUUAUUGAUACCUUUUGAAAGCUUUAAACAGUGUAGAGAGAGAAGCGGGGUUAGAUAACGGCUGCUUUUGCUCAGAAAAACAUUGUGACAUACAUACACCUGGCCCAAGCGUUUAAUCUUAAUGGUAAGAAAAAGUCUCACUGCAAAUUUUUGAUUUUUGGUUUGGAGCAAUGUUAGACCUAUUGCUUUAUAAAGGCCUCACAUUCUACACAUAGAUGAGGAACUAUUUAAAAACUACACAUCCUUUCCACCUUCUCAAGUAAAAAGGUAAAGGUUAGAGAAAAAUUUUCCAGAAUUGAGUAUCAAGAGGGAAAAUAAGGCAUAAUUUUUUAGAGACUUUAAAAAAAAACCUGACGUUUUUAGCUGUAAUGGCAGUAGCUGACCAGCAGGUGGUGCUGCAGCAUUUGCUGUGUAAUCUAAAUUGGUGGUUUGAACCUUCCAUUCAUGCCCGAUUAUCCUAUUAUACUGUACCCUGACACACACUCACUCAUACACCUGUCUCAGCAGGAUCUGCAGCGUCAUUGGUUGGGAAAAAAAAAUCUCUGGCCUUUAACCUCCGAUCGAAAUCCAGCCAAGGUCGCAUGGGGGGCGGUCAGCAGACAUCCAUCUGGCUAGAAACAAGUGUGUGUGUGUGUGUGUGUGUGUUUGAGGGUAAAGAAUGGUGGGUUUUAGUGACGCAACACUCACUUUCGCACACAUUCCCCACACUGUAUAUCUACUGAGGCCUCUAUGAAAGUUCUAUCCACACAUAGUGGUUUGCCACACACACACACACACACACACACGGACACAGUUUAUUGGUUCAGUGGCCAAAAGCCGGUAAAAUCCUCAUCCCAUCCAAUCUAACCCCGUUUGAAAACAGGACACGCACACACACAUUCGGGAAGAACCUCAGUAAUUUUACAAAUAUCGCAGAUUAUGAGACUCUGCAUGGCUUUGUGUGUGUGUGUGUAUGUGUGUGUGUGUUUGUGGCCAGAAGUUAAUCUCUUGAUGAGACAUCUGCUCUUGCCCACUAAAUGGAAAGAGUCCGCUCAGUGUUUGUGUGUGUGUACAUGUUUGUUAUGGCAGUUAGCUUGCCACUUUUGCAGCCUAGAGAAGGACAUUGUGCUUAAAUAGCAACGCUGCUGUAGGAGACAGUCUUCAGAUGACGACUUAAAGCUGCACUAUGACAUUUAAAGUAAAAAUGCACUCGAAAUGUGGAGUCUGAAUCCCCAAAUGAGGCAAACACAUGAGGGUAUUCACUUGACUUCUAAUCACAACACUGUAGAUUUGCUCAAUUUAACAAGUUCUAAUUGUUGUAGUGUAAGAUAAUGUGGUAAGAAGUCCUGUCACAGUUUAAUUUAACUGAAGCCUCAAAAUUCAAAGAGUUACCUCUUAUUGCCAUCAUGUGUCGCUCUGAAAAACAGUUCUCUUGUUUCCAGAAUUACCAAUGGACAAAGGAACAGCUUAUUUGCAUUUUAUUUUAGGGUAAAUAUGCCCUUAAAACAUCCCACACAAUCUCUUAUAUACUCCAUUUAUGCCAAAUAUUGAAUGUUUGAACGGUACUUUAAGUUAAAAUUCUGUGUUUCUGUCUCUGUUGAAGCUUCCUAGCUCUUUUUUUUCAUCCAUUACUGGAGACUUUUUUAACGGCACAAUGUUUUUUUUCUUUCUCGUCUUGUCUGCUUUGAGGGGUAAAAUGAUGGCACUCUGUGUUUAUGUAUUCUGUGUAUAUGUGUAGUUUUAUGUGAAUUUUACUACUGACCACAAGUGCUGGAGAGGGAUGGAGGUCAGGAGAGGUAAAGGAAGGUUGAGGGGAGUAUUUUAAUUUCUACUUUUUCCACAAAGAAAAGAUUGUUUUUUUGUUUUUUAGAUGAGAUUCAGUGAUUCCUAUCUUGUCCUCUCCCACCUCCCUCCUUCAAUAAGCACUGGCUGCCUGUCUGUCUGAUUAUUCCCCCUCUCACACAGACUUUGUAAACUCUCAUCUAUUUAAAUGGAAUUUUAACAA
Epinephelus moara (kelp grouper) is the source of this 6817-nucleotide messenger RNA. It is a transcript of the gene plcb3, whose product is annotated as phospholipase C, beta 3 (phosphatidylinositol-specific). Lineage: Eukaryota; Metazoa; Chordata; Actinopteri; Perciformes; Serranidae. The record is from RefSeq and is a predicted model, not a curated record. The transcript is spliced from 34 exons. Gene Ontology annotation, molecular function: calmodulin binding; phosphatidylinositol-4,5-bisphosphate phospholipase C activity; calcium ion binding. The coding region runs from base 642 to 4418 and encodes 1258 amino acids. Gene Ontology annotation, biological process: phosphatidylinositol-mediated signaling; lipid catabolic process.